AUGCAGGCGUAUAAAGGCAGAGCUGGGUCUUCCCCCAGGGCUCAGUCUGGGACAAACCCUGCAUUUUUUGGCUGCCAUAUGGAAGACCACACCAAGCAUGUCCAGCCUGUCCCGCUCCCAGCCAUGCAACAGAACUUGAACUACAUGUAUCCCCAGAUCUUUUGGGUAGAUGGCUGCGCUGAUGCAAGUACUUCCUUCACCCCGGCACCCCCUGUUGCUCCUUUUCCACCACCAGUUCCUGACCGGAGGAAAAAGCCAAGGAACAACAGGGAAAGGAGGGGUGCUGGCUUCCUGGUGUUCUCCCUGCUGAUCCUGCUGGCCCUCGCUGGCGUGGGGCUGUGUAUGUUCCAGAUUUUCCACCUGGAGAAGGAGCUGGCUGAACUCAGAGAGUCUACCAGUACUGAACACAUCCCUCCAGCUUUGGAGAAACUCAUAGGAGAGAAGGAACAGUUGAUGAAGAAGGAAGCAAGAAAGGCAGCACACUUAACAGGGAGCCCAGCCCAGCGGGACCUCCCUCUGGAGUGGGAACCCAUCUCUGGCCAUGCGUACACCAAUGGCAUUCAGUACCGUGACCGGGGGCUUGUCAUCAACGAGACUGGUCUGUACUUUGUGUACUCCAACGUGCUCUUCCGGGGCAGUGUCUGCACCAGCCAGGUGUUAACCCAUGUUGUCUACAAGAGAAACCCUUCCUCACCAGGCAGCCAUGUGCUGAUGGAGGACAAAGGCAUCAACUACUGCACGGGUCAGACAACGUGGGCCCGGAAAAGCUACCUGGGGGCUCUAUUCAAGCUCAGGAAGAUGGAUAGUUUGCAUGUCAAUGUCUCCAAAAUCGCUCUGGUUAAUUUUGAGGAAUCCAAGACUUUUUUUGGCUUGUUUAAGUUUUGA
Acanthisitta chloris (rifleman) is the source of this 885-nucleotide messenger RNA. It is a transcript of the gene FASLG, whose product is annotated as Fas ligand (TNF superfamily, member 6). Gene Ontology annotation, molecular function: tumor necrosis factor receptor binding. Gene Ontology annotation, biological process: positive regulation of canonical NF-kappaB signal transduction; extrinsic apoptotic signaling pathway via death domain receptors; immune response. Lineage: Eukaryota; Metazoa; Chordata; Aves; Passeriformes; Acanthisittidae. The coding region runs from base 1 to 885 and encodes 294 amino acids. Gene Ontology annotation, cellular component: membrane. The transcript has 4 exons. The record is from RefSeq and is a predicted model, not a curated record.